ACUCAGCCCCAGAGAUGGGCGAGACAAAUUAUGAGUAAUGUGUGAUGACGCAAUGACGUACAUACGCCAGCCGGGGUCAAACGCGCGUUUUUUAAAAUGGAGAAGCAGGCGCUCAGUGGUUCAGCGAAAAGAAAACAAAAGAAACAAAAAGAAGCCAAAGAUGCUGCUUUGGUGCAGCAAAUACCAUCCACCUCAACAUUUUACACCAGGAAACCGAGGCAAGAUGACCAGCAAGAUGAUGGUACUCAAAACAGCUGAGCCAGGACGACACCUCAACGCUCAGACGACCAGCAGGAUGCUAAUGCUGCUAGCUCAAGUUCACCGGAGACGUUUGGUCGUGGUGAAGUGGCACCGCCUCCUAUGGACACCAUCGGGAGCAGUACUACGGUGGACAGCAGCCGGACAGCGGAGCCAGGUCAGCAGCAGCCUGAGCUACGUCCGAUCACAUCGCCAAUGGAGGAUGAGGCAGGAAUGACAGGCAACAUUCCCUAAUGUGAACAUUACCGUGAGACUGUAUCUGACGCUUCCUGUCACAAGCUGCGAGGGAGAACGGUCGUUUUCGCAAAUGGCCAGGAUAAAAAAUGAACUUCGACAAAAAUGACCCAAUGACCCUGUCACUCAUGGACAUAAAAGCCGAACUGGUCCAGGAGUUGGAGUUCGAUGACAUUAUCCAGGACUUUUCAUCGAAGAAGGCCAGAAAAAAGAUGAUGCAGGUGCUCCUGCUUCAGCUGCUGCUGGUCUCACUGGCGUCUGCAUCGCGUCACUACGGGGGAACUGUGGCCUUCACUUACAAAGGAAGAAACCCUGACGGAACAUUGCAGGUGGACUUGCGAACCACGUCUGUGUUUAAGGGAUGUUACCACGACUAUUCCCUGUCUUGUUACACUGGCAACUGUGGGAACAUUUCCAGACGCCAGAGAGGCGUGGUUGACAGUAACAACAAUACAUCCUCCAACUUUACUGGACAGUGGUGUGAAACUGAAUCAGUCGAAAUAAGGAAGGUUCCAAAUGACAGACCUUUUCAAAUAAGGACAAUCGGCUGUUGUUGGGUCAAAAACCGUAAUUCACUUAGCAAUUGGACUCUUCUGACUUCUGUGGAUUUGAGAACAAGAUCUGACACUGGACAACCAAACAGAUCACCAGACGUUGCCAUUCUACAUGUCCUAAGAGUGCCUCAAAACUGCCCACGGACAUACAGGAUGAUGGCCUUUGAUCCUGAUGGUGACAGAGUCCGUUGCAGAUAUGGAAAUAUCAGAAACGUAGAGUGCAGCACAUGCUACCAACCUCCAGGCUUCUACAUAGAUCAGGACUCUUGCACAAUAGACUACCGAUCUGCCAGUUACGAUACAAGCAGAGUUUUUGGAUUCGAGAUGGUGGUGGAGGACUUCCGACAUGAGAACGUCAUUCUGAGCUACAGUGAUGGAUACACAACUCCACAGGCCACGAACAUGACAAACCUGAACACCACCACUGCUCCUCUCAGUAAACUACCUUUGCAGUUCUCUGUUUUUGUGGACCCACCCACUCCUUCAUGUCAGGAAGGAUACUACUUACCAAAGUUUGUGGCCCCAACACCUCGAAAUGGAGCACGCAUCCAAGCAGAGGUCAACAAAGAGGUGGACAUCAGAGUCAAAGCACAAGCUGCAUACACAAAAAUACAAAAUAUCUUCAUGACCGGGCCACUGAAUAUCAGCAAGCACAGGACCACACAUAACGAGUUUGUCAUUAGGUGGACGCCUACUCCAGAUAACAUGGGAGAGCAUUUCCCAGUGUGCUUUGCUGUCGAAUCAGUAUCUGGGUCUAGAAUCUUUCAGUCUGAGAUGAGGUGUGUUCUAGUGGACGUUGGGAAGGAGCAAAUUAAAACCAAUGUGAUCUGCAAGGAGUCCACAAUGACAGUGGAGGUUGAGAAGUCUACAUUCGCCGGACUCCACGAGGAACAUUUGCGGCUCAUUGACCCCAGCAAGACUGUGUGCAGCCUCCAGACACACUCCAACAGCACUCACGUCAUCGGUGUCAUCCCCCUCAACGCUUGUGGCACUGAGAUCGAGGAAGAUGAAGAAAAUUUAAUUUUCAAGAACGAAAUCACCACGUUCGACAUCACCGAGAACACAAUCACCAGGCACCACCUACUCGAAGUGCGGUUUUACUGCCAGUACCCCAAACGGGGAAACGUGACACUGGGCUUCACGGCACACAGGAAGAAUGUCACAGUGUGGGACAAAGGCUUUGGCACGUUCACCUACAAUUUUGAGUUCUACCCAAACAACCAAUACCAAACCAGGAUUGAUCCAAUUUUAUACCCUCUGGAGUAUGACCUAGGCAUCCCGAUGUACAUACAAAUAUUCGCAGAGACCUUAGUCAACAACACAGAUCUGUUUGUGGAGUCCUGCAGGGCUACACCAUAUGACAACCCUAACUCCAGGCCAAGCUACACCAUCAUUGAAAAUGGGUGCAUUGUGGACUCGACUAUCCAAACCUAUCCCACCGUCAACGAGAGACAAUUCAGGUUCAGCAUGGAGGCCUUCAAGUUCAUCGGCUUGCAUGAUCAGGUGUACAUCAGUUGUGCAGUCAUGAUGUGUGAAGCAGGGAACCCCGACACAAGGUGCUCGCAGGGAUGCGUCAACACCACAUGGUCAAACAAUCGCCGUGGAAAGAGAGAGAUUGUCACCCAGACUUUAAGACACCGCAUUUCCCAGGGUCCUCUCCGGUUGAAGAGAUCAGCAGAGCGCACUGAAAGCCCAGUCAUGAACCUGAACCUGAACCUGGUUUUCAUCGCUGGAUGUCUGCUUGCAGCGGUCAGCGCUGUGGUCAUGUACAAAGCCAAAGUGUCGAGAGUCAAAUACCAACCUCUGCCUGCAUUUGAAAGUUAAGACAACAGCGUGAGCAGAACUCUGUGUUGAUUACAUUUGAUUUAAAUGAAUGACUUGUAUAUUAACAAAUUUGAAAAUGCCUGCACCUUGUAUUUGUAUCAACUGAAAUACAUCAAGCACAGCCUGUGCAAAGAGGAAACCAGACAGAUGUUUUACACUAAACAACAUCGACGAUCAGCUGGUACUGCAGCUGCUGGGUGAUUUCCUGUUAGGGAUCUCAUGUAGCUUUACACCUGCUUCUACUAUUAUAUAAUCACAGUAUGAUUUAAAUAUAUAUGUAGUCCAAUCAAGCAUAAUCAUUCUGCAUAAUAUACCGCUUUGCAGCUAAGCCAAUUAUGAUGCACUUUCUUAAUGGAUCAAUAAACUUUGUCUUGCACAUUU
This is a messenger RNA of Larimichthys crocea (large yellow croaker), 3251 nucleotides long. Its product is annotated as CUB and zona pellucida-like domain-containing protein 1. The transcript has 14 exons. Lineage: Eukaryota; Metazoa; Chordata; Actinopteri; Sciaenidae. The coding region runs from base 582 to 2870 and encodes 762 amino acids. The record is from RefSeq and is a predicted model, not a curated record.